Eimeria tenella is the source of this 677-nucleotide messenger RNA. RefSeq lists its product as uncharacterized. The annotation marks the transcript as partial. The record is from RefSeq and is a predicted model, not a curated record. NCBI's taxonomy places the organism in Eukaryota, Apicomplexa, Conoidasida, Eucoccidiorida, Eimeriidae. The transcript has a single exon.
AUGAAGUGCCCCCGCAUAGGCCUGAGCAGAAGAGGCAGCAGAAGGAGCAGCAACAGCAGCAGCAGCAGCAGGACCAGCAGCAGGAGGACCAGCAGCAAAAGCAGCAGGAAAAGAAGCAGGGGCAGUGGCAGCAGCUUCAGCAGGAGGGUGCCCAGAAACAGCAGCAGCAGCAACAGCAGAAAUAGCAGGAACAGCAGCGGCGUCAGCAGCAGCAGGAACGGGAAUGGCAGCAGCAGCAGCAACAGAAAUAGCGGAGGAAGCAGCAACAGGAGCCGGACUAGCCGCAGCCGCAGCAGCAGCAGCAGCAGCAGCCAGCUGCCUACUGCGUUUGCUUCUUGGGGGCCUCUCAUCCUACACGGCAGCACAUGGCAAAGAGCAUUUGCUGCAGCACUUGCUGCUGCUUCCAGCGGCAGCAAAGGGCCCCAGCCCCGGGGUCCCUUGGGGGGCCCCCCAGGGGGCCCCCCAGGGGCCCCCAGAGGGCCCCCGCUGGGGGGCCCCUGGGGGACUCCCCAUGGGGGGCCCUUGAGCUGCUGCAGCAAAGAGACAUGGGGUACCAGGGGGGGCCCCGGGGGCCCCGCAAGUGCUGCUGCUGUUUCUCCCAUGAAGACACAUUUGCUGCAGAGCCACUCAGAAGCUGAGGGGGGGAGGGGGGCCCCCUUGGGGGCCCCCAAGCAGCA